This is a messenger RNA of Monosiga brevicollis MX1, 2315 nucleotides long. RefSeq lists its product as uncharacterized. Gene Ontology annotation, molecular function: protein binding. Gene Ontology annotation, biological process: mitochondrial proton-transporting ATP synthase complex assembly. Lineage: Eukaryota; Choanoflagellata; Craspedida; Salpingoecidae. The coding region runs from base 1 to 2232 and encodes 743 amino acids. The transcript has 9 exons. Gene Ontology annotation, cellular component: mitochondrion. The record is from RefSeq and is a predicted model, not a curated record.
AUGGCGCCCAAGUGGCUCAUGUUCGUCCUGGUGUUGUGGGCCCAACCCGCUUCUCUUGGGGCACAAGGCCAUGUGUGGCUCGAGGUGACUGCUGAUAACACGCUGGCCAUUCGCAAUGCCACCGAUCUGCUCAUCAACGAAGUGCGUGUCACUGAGAAGUUGACCGAUUUGCAGCAGCGGUUGCCCGCUACAGCUCUCUUGUCCGUGGAUGCGGACGGUCGCCUUCACGUGAACAAUACGGCAGGAAAUGGCACCGUCUUAGUGGGCGGUGUGGAUGUGGCGAGGCUCGCGGCGAGUCAUGCCGCUCUGGAGCAAGCCUAUGCGAGUCUUCAAGCGGAAGUCAAGACUCUCCGCACCGUCGUCCAAAACAUUUAUCCCUGGGCGCUCGGACCAAAGAUGUGCGUCCUGGGCGGAGGCGCCGGCUCGACCACACUGCCCAACAUGCAGAUCUACUCGCAGGGCCGUUGGCACCAAGGGCCAGCCUUGCCGACGCCACGCUACGGCUUGUCGGCAACUCAAUUCCGCGGGCAACUCUUUGCUCUCGGCGGCUUCAAUGCCUCCUUUCUCAGCACAGUGGAAGCGUUUGACGGUGCAAUGUGGAAAACGCAACCCAGCCUACGAGAGCCGCGCUACUCUCCGGGCGUCGCGGUCUUUCAAGACAAACUUUGGGUCAUGGGUGGGGAAACGGACUUUUCGGUGGUGACCAACACGACCGAGUUCUUUGAUGGUGACUCGUGGCAACCUGGCCCAUCCCUGCAGGCGCCUCGUUUUGCCUGUCAGGCUGCCGUCUACCUGGGCGUGUUGUACGUGGUGGGAGGCUGGCACAAGGAGAGCAUCGACUCGGUAGAGGCUCUGAAUGGCACCUCCUGGAUUUGGAAGCCUCGUCUCGAGAGGGGCCGUGCUUUUGCAGGUCUUGGCAUUUGGCAAGGCUUGAUGUAUCUUGUUGGAGGUCAAGUCGAUGAGAUCUCGCAAACCAAUGCCGUCGAAGUAUUCAACGGCACGGCAUGGUCACGCGGCGUGCAUAUGCACGUGCCCCGACUGGGCUUGGGUGUGGUUGUGGUGAAUGACCUGCUCUUCGCAGCUGGUGGACAUGCAGCCGACAACAUGUUGAACGUGGUUGAGGCAUUCAACGGAUCGCAUUGGGUCACAGUGGAAGCUCUCAACGUGGCCAGUGGCCAUUUGGCUGCAGGUCUCAUCGGGAAUGAUACUAAUAGCGAUGUGUGUGUGUGUGUGUGUGUGUGUGUGUGUGUGUGUGUGUGUGUGUGUGUGUGUGUGUGUGUGUGUGUGUGUGUGUGUGUGUGCGCCCCGAAUAUCAUCCGAAAUUUGACUACAUUCUUGGCACUGCCUUCAAGCACACUGCCUGAUCACCAUCACGCCGCCUCACCCACAGAGAGAGAGCGAGAGAGCGAGAGAGAGAGAGAGAGAGAGAGAGAGAGAGAGAGAGACGAAGCGUUGCGUUUGCGUUGCGUUGUCAUCAUUUUUCACUCCAUCCGACAACAUGGCCAUGAGCACAACCACGAUGAUGAUGCGAACCGGGUGGCGCCCGUCGAUGGCUACCGGUCUGGCUCGGUGCGCGUGGAAAAGGAUGGUGACAAGUAUGGCGUCUUUCUGGAUCAGCGCCAUCUCAAGACGCCCAUGGGCAAGAAGUUCUCGGUACACAGCGAUGAAUUGGCACACAUCGUUGCCAUGGAGUGGGCCACUCAGGGUGAACAUCUCACGCCGGCCACCAUGUAUGUGAGUGCGCUCAGCAACACGGCCCUAGACCACCCUUCCAAGCAAAUGCGCGAUACGGUUGUUUUUCGUGAUGCUGAUCCAGAGAGCGCACUCAGUACUUUUGAAGCCCGCAGCUGGGAUCCCCUUGUGAGCAAGUUCCAAGAGCGUUAUGGCCCUCUGCAUACCACUCGCCUGCUGGAGAUUGAACAGCCCGAGACGACGCUGGCCGCCGUCGUGGAUCGCCUGUAUCACCUGCCACAUUGGCAGUUGAGUGCGAUGGAGUUGGCCACAGAUACAACACGCUCCUUGGUCAUCGCUUUGGCCAUGCUCGAACAGGACUUGACGGCUCAGGAGGCAGCCGAUGCAGCGCGUGCCGAGGUUGAGUUUCAGAUCCAGCGCUUUGGCCGCGUAUCCUGGAGCCAUGGCAUGGAACAAGCAGACACAGAAGGUCGCCUUUCUGCUGCAGCACUCGUCAUGCAGCUAGCUCAAGCCGAAGAGGCUCCUGCACAAGGAGUUUAAUGCUAGUGUGGUUCAGGCUUUCCCAUGACCGGCGCUGCUUUCCAAUGCAAGACGAGCAAAUUGCAAAUUGAACUUUAAUUUUG